AUGACUAUCCACAUUCUGAGCCGCGAAAAAUCUGGUCUUUUCCGGCCCCUGACCAUUGGCAAUGGAGGCAUUACCCUCCGCCACCGCAUCAUUCAUGCGCCCCUAACCCGCAAUCGCGGAGAACCUGCAAACCCUAUCAGCACCGCAGAAAAUCCUAAUCGAAUCUGGGUGCCUGGUGAUCUUAUGAUCAAUUACUAUUUCCAGCGUGCCAGCGAGGGCGGACUGAUCAUCUCCGAGGGUAUCCCUCCUUCUCUCGAGAGCAAUGGCAUGCCGGGAGUGCCUGGGAUUUUCACCCCCGAGCAAGCCAAUGGCUGGAAAAAGGUUGUCGAUGCCGUCCACGCCCAGGGUGGCUACAUUUAUUGCCAACUGUGGCACGCUGGCCGUGCCACCAUCCCCCAGAUGACUGGUUCGCCUGCUGUGUGCCCCUCGCCCAGUGCGUGGGACUCUCCCACGGAAUGCUAUUCGCACCCGCCCGUAGGCUCCACCGAGCCCGUCCCAUACGCGUAUCAUCCGCCGAUCGAGCUGUCCGUGGCGCAUAUCAAGCAAACUAUUCAGGACUAUUGUCGCGCCGCCCGAACUGCCAUGGAAAUUGGCUUUGAUGGCGUCGAAAUCCACUGUGGCAACGGUUACCUCCCGGAGCAGUUUCUGAGUUCCAAUAUUAACAAGCGAACGGACGAAUAUGGCGGUACUCCUGAGAAGCGGUGCCAGUUUGUCUUUGAGCUGAUGGACGAGGUCGCGAAAACUAUCGGCGCACAGAACCUUGCUAUUCGUCUCUCGCCAUUCGGUCUGUUCAACCAGGCCCGCAGUGAGCAGCGGGUUGAGACCUGGACGUAUCUUUGCCAAGGCUUGAAACAGGCUCACCCGACCCUCUCAUACGUCAGCUUCAUUGAGCCGCGUUAUGAACAAAUCUUUAGCUACGAGGAGAAAGAUUCCUUCCUCAAGAACUGGGGCUUGCUUGAUGUCACCCUUGACAGGUUCCGGGAGAUUUUCGGCUCCACCCCCUUCUUCUCUGCAGGCGGCUGGGACGACCAGAAUUCAUGGGGCGUGGUCGAGUCAGGCAAAUACGAUGCCCUUCUCUACGGUCGCUACUUCAUUAGCAACCCCGAUCUAGUAGACAGGCUGAAGAAGGGCCUCCCGCUAGCGCCAUACGAUCGCACCCGUUUCUACGGACCUUUCGAGGACAAUGCUUUCCACUACACUGACUAUCCCACUGCGGGUAAUCAGUGA
Molecule: messenger RNA, 1227 nt
Organism: Penicillium canariense
Lineage: Eukaryota; Fungi; Ascomycota; Eurotiomycetes; Eurotiales; Aspergillaceae
Product: alkene reductase
Exons: 3
Coding region: 1-1227 (408 amino acids)
Molecular function (GO): FMN binding; oxidoreductase activity
Source: RefSeq, a predicted model, not a curated record